CUCAGCUGUGUCUUCGCUCAGCUGUCCCCUCCGUCCUUCCCAACGAGUCCCCAUGGCGACGACGACUGCAUGCAUCGACGGCCUGGAGAACGUGAUCGCAGAGCUGCCAGACCGGUGCCUUCGCUUGUGCGUGCUGGGCGGGACUUCCAUCCAAAGGUCGGAGACGGAGCAGCUGGCGGGCGCCAUUGCCAAGGCUUUGGCUCAGUUGGAGGAGCCCCCUGUGGUUUUUACCGAGGGAAUGCCAGGCGUUCAGCAAGCCUUUAUGCGGCAGAGUGAAGGACUGCAGAUGGUUCACUUGGUGCCCAUCGGACAGGCCUGCAGCUGGCCUGGCCGCGAGCUACUGGCGGGAAAGGACGUCAAGGAGCGCAAGGCAAUCUUCAGCCUGGUUGGCGAUAUCUAUUUGGUCCUGGAAGGAGGGCCGAAUGUCGCAGCACAAGUCAAGCCGGCCUUCCGCCGUGGUGCCCAGAUCAUCCCGGUCAUGCGCACGGGUGGCGCGAGCAGUGGGCUCUUCCAGUUCCCUCAGGCUGCACUGCAAAAGCCUUCUUUUGCGGAGCACGCGCAGUGGGCCUUGCUGAAGGACAGUGAGGCCUCCAUUCACUCCACUGCCUUGGCGGUGAAGGCGCUCGUGGCGCAGCUCAUCGAGAUGUUUCCCGAGGGAUGCGGACGUGAUCUCACACCGGAGGAGCCAGUGAGUCCCAGUGAGGAGAGUCAGAGUCCAGGAUCCUCGAGCAAGCCGCUGCUACCCAAACGAGAACCUGAGGCCGUCACGCGGAGGGAGCCUCCUCCGCUCGCCGAGCUCAACGAGCUGCGGAGAGGCUCAGGAUCUGGCGGAGAGGCUGCGAUCAGCUCCAGGCCCCCAGUGGCCGAAGCCGAGCUCCGACCACCUCGCACGCCUCCGCGGCCGCGGACGCCGACGCGCACGGUGCCGCCCUUGGCGGCCAGUGAGCGGCAGCGGGCGGAGAGCAAGCGGCGCUCCGCACGGGAUGAGUGGAACGUGCAGGAGAUCCUGCUGGACUGGGCGAUCUCCCGGCAUCCUGGACGCCAGGUGCGGCAGAGGUUUGAUCUCCCAGCACCCUUGGCAGAUGAGGCGGAAUUUCGGCAUUACUUCAACCUGAUUUUUCCAUCCUUGGAAAUCCAACUGUGGGACGAUAAUGAGGAGGACCAAGAGCCUGCAGCGCAGCAGCUUCUCAUGGCCUUCCGUUCUGCGGACCGCGACGGUGACGGCUUUGUGAGUGUUCGAGAACUACACUAUGGGAUACAAUGUGCUUACGGCUAUCAAUGCCUCACGACCAACGCCGUGCGCCAGCUGGCCUUUACCCCACUAACGGCAGAGCGAUUGCAGGAUCUAAUGGAGUCUUUGAAUGAAGGUUUCGUCUCGGCGGCCGAAGUGAAAGGCGUCCUGCUUGAGGCGCAGCUCAUCGGUGAGGGGCGGCAAGCCUUGCUUUGGGCACUGGGCUCAUGGUAUGUGAACGUCCAGCGUGCUGAGACCCCAUGGCUUCAGGUCUUGCGCGCAGCGGUGCGGCGGUGGAUUCCUUCGGAGGAGGAACAUCAUGGUUGGAUGCUGCAUGACUUGGCACGGAUGACCAUGGAGCCUGAGCUGAGUCCUGAGCUGGCAUGGUCCCAGAGAAUGUGCGGGUCACCUUGUUUGGGGAUUGGGGACUUACCCAAGACCCUACCACUGCCCAAGCGCUUGGGCGGCCGUCCGGACUCCACCUCCAGGGCUUCGCAGGCCUGCAUCCUGACAUUGGCUGUUUUGAUUCACAUCUUCUAUCUUUGUCUCUUGGUUUUUCCUGCGGUGCUCUUUGGGCUCAUGAUCUACUUGGGCUCGGAGCACGGCGACGACCGCUGCCCAAAGGACUUGGACGCUUUGCUGGUUUGGUUCGGUGCGCUUGGGGCGGCAAGCUUGGUCAUGGACUGUGCCAAUGAUGGUAAGCUGGCCAUCUCCUUCAUCACAUGGGCUUUGAAGAUCUCCUUGGCCCUCAUGCCUUUCCUGGGCAUGGCUUGGACACACAGCCUCCAACACCGCGACGCUGAAAUGUGUGGGCCCUUCGUGUUUUGGACCUCGAAGUGGAUUUGGAGUGCAUUGGCUUCCUGCGAAUUGUACGUUCUUUGUUUGCUCUCCUGGAGCUUUCAUGUCGCCCGCAAUCACGAGCGCUCCCUCCGCCGCGCGGCGGUGAGCGAAGACGAGAACCAGUGCCCAGCGGUGAGCGAUGCCUUGCUGUCGUGAUCCAAAAAGAACCGCCCCAAGCGAUGCAGCGCGAUGCGAAGCGAUGUGGCGGAGUGGCAGAGUGGCAGAGUGCUGGUCGAAGUUUUGUGAUUGAGUGAAGCAUGCAAUCCAG
Durusdinium trenchii is the source of this 2339-nucleotide messenger RNA. The record is from the annotation of a GenBank genome assembly. Lineage: Eukaryota; Dinophyceae; Suessiales; Symbiodiniaceae.